AUCAAUCAACAUGCUUCUUUUCCCCCAUCUUCUAUCCAAGAACCGCUUCGCGAUAGCACUAAUCGCAAACACCUUGAUCAUUCGAACGGAAGCUGGCCAUCAACUUCCAGGAAAUCUUGUUACCUUACAGACCUAGCCAUUUCGGAAAUCGACUCGUCCGAUAUAUCGAUAUACAAUGCAUCAAGAGCGCCUUCAUGCGUAUCAGACAUUGCUUCGGACUCGGGUCGUCAUCAUUCCUCCAGCCACUCCACUGCUGCAGAUCACAAGACCUCAUCUCUUCACGCACGAGCAAAGAGUGAAGGAAAUGCUCAACAUGACAUGGUCCGCUUCGUGAAUCGCCCACACGGUACACCUCUCUUCACCAUCGCCGAGCAGAAAUCGCUUGCCACGCUCCGAACUCAGAUGUCUUUCGCUUCCUUCAGAAGGAAAGGACCGACUUCUCUCGUUAAGGCAUCCUCUAGAAGACCCAAGGCUGCCAGCGUCGAUGAUACAAUACUAUACAUGAAUCGACGUGGACUUUCUCAAAUCACUCAGACAUCUUCAGGUCUAGAUGUACCCAGCCCUAGGGAUGAUCCAGUGCAUCCUUGGCAACCACCAUUUGUGCCACCUCAUCGUGUGAAGACGCCCGAAGGUGUACCGCAAUGGCCUGCAAAAGCCCGAGUCUCCUUUGUACGGACACUGGCAAGAACCCUGAGCUCCGCAACUUCAUUAUCCCGUGUAGAAGGUACUCGUUUCGUCUUGAGGACUCUACGUGGGGAGAUUCGAUCGCGCCGUAGGNNCCCUCAACCACUAAGUUGGCGUCCACCUGUCAGUGGUCAUUCGACCUAUCGUUACGAUCAGCCUUCUCAACAUCCACUCAACGACGCACGUUUCGCAGAAGUCAUACAAUCGGAACAUGAUAGGCAAGAUGGCACACAAGCCGCACCAAUCCCAGAACCAACACUGGCCGAAAGACAGUCUUUGGAUAGACGGUGUCGAUCAAAGUCAGCUAGCGCUUCUCUGGCUCAACGAGCCCUCGGAGCCAUUGCCGGCAAUGCCAUUCCAGUCAACCCCGCUCGAGCAAUAAGGGCUCGUUCAGUAUCGCUCCCUCAACAGCUGAGGAUAUCGGAAGUUAACUCGACUUCGAGACCACUUGUCCAAACUACAGUGCAAGCAUGCCAAAGCACAAGAGCAUAUCCUUCUGAUACUGUACGUACCAUCGACAUGAUCGAGAGCUUUCCGUCGCCACCAACAAAAUCGGCGACCAGGCCGAGAGACAGGCUGCCAUUCUUUGCACCGGCAUCAAACUCUGACUUCUCGAAUCCGCAACUAGUAGUCGGUACAUCAGACUUAAGAAGAGGGGGUACGCCACCAAUUCGAGGUGAGCAAGAUAGGUACACCUUCUCAGGUAUGCCGAUAUAUCGUGACGAUGCGGCAUCACUACACAGUCAUGAUCGCUUGCGGUUCCGUCAUAUGUCCGAUGUGGACUUGCAGGAGCCAAGUCAGACUUUGCAAGGCACCCGCAAUGUGGCCUCGGAGCAGAAUCGUAUUGAAGAAGGACCAGAUAAUGGAACGACGAGUGAUUCAACAAGUCCUCCUCAGGUCACCAACCUUGCCUCGAGCACAAGGAACAACGGCCAAGAUGCAGAGACGGCUUCAGGCAUCACUCUAGGAACCGCUGGAAAGAAGCAGACGAAGAACACUUGGAGAGCCAGAUUGGGGGCAUUGCGCUCAAGCGCGAUGCUGAGGGAUGGAGCUGAAAACACAAGCUGCCAGAUUGCCAAACCCAUUGCCCAAGGCAUGCGGUGGAUUGGUCAGGGUUGUUUGUGUUGGGACAAGGAUGAGGACGAAUCAAGUGAUGAGAUCAGCCGACAAAGCAUUCGACUUGUCCAAGUC
Messenger RNA from Aureobasidium musti, 1875 nucleotides. The record is from the annotation of a GenBank genome assembly. NCBI's taxonomy places the organism in Eukaryota, Fungi, Ascomycota, Dothideomycetes, Dothideales, Saccotheciaceae.